This is a messenger RNA of Dufourea novaeangliae, 1019 nucleotides long. RefSeq lists its product as uncharacterized. Lineage: Eukaryota; Metazoa; Arthropoda; Insecta; Hymenoptera; Halictidae. The transcript is spliced from 2 exons. Bases 12 to 920 code for a protein of 302 amino acids. The record is from RefSeq and is a predicted model, not a curated record.
AAUCCAGCACAAUGUAUCUGAACAAGUGUCUUUCGUUCCUACUGGUGGGUCUGGUGGUGGUCCAGGCGCUCCCAGCGAGCAAACAGGAGAAGAAAUCGGUAACUGACGAGGCUACGCUGACCACGAAGGGUCUAGAGCUAGAGGAAGUCGGCAGCGACAAGAACAGGGACAAGAAAUCCACUUCAUUCUGCGUGGAGGUCCACCCAGACUCCACAUCAACCCUAACGGAGAAGGCUCAGCUGCAGGUGGCGCCAGUUCAUACUCUGAACUUCGUGCCCCAGGCUCAGAUGGUGCCCCAGAUGCAGACCUACAACAUCCAACCGAUGCAACAACAGGUCCAGGCAAUGAACGUGAUCCAAGGAGCUCAAUUGGUCCCCCAACAAUCCUUCGUGAUGCCCCAACAAGUGGUGUCCCAACAAGUUCUGUCCCACCAGGUGGUACCCCAAACCAUCCAGAUCAUCCAACCGUCCCAACCUUGCUCCCAGAGCAACGUGGAAGUCAUCGAACAGAAACCAGCGCCCACCCCAGCGCCCACUCCAGCCCCAAAACCCAAGGAAGUCAUCGUGGAACCAGUCCAGGAAACUAAGCAAAACGAGAAGAUAAUCGUACCCCAAAUGGAACGGUUCGAGACUUUCAACAUAGUUCCCGUGGCACCUGCCUGCAAGGAGGAGCUGGUCGUUGUGCCCCAGAAGCCUCUUGUUGUUGUGCCAGAACCGACCGUAGUUAAGGUGCCCAACUGCUCGCAUGGAUCCCAUCAGGGGAUGGUCACCCAGUGCAACUGCAGACAGCAGGCUGUCUCUGGUUUGAGGACCAAUGGCAUGGCGGUCGAUCCAUUGAUGGCGAUGAGGGCGCGAGCUUUCAAUGGGCCCUAUUCUGGGAGGAUGAUGGUCCCCGAGUACCAUGUUGCUAGGCACUUCUAAGUGGUCCGAAGAUGGUGUGAUUCAGUCGAUUCAAUGACCCCAUUGUGACACCAUCGGGAUCAACAUUAGAAAUGCAGAAAGUUGAAAUAAAAAUUAAUA